Molecule: messenger RNA, 2384 nt
Organism: Theobroma cacao (cacao)
Lineage: Eukaryota; Viridiplantae; Streptophyta; Magnoliopsida; Malvales; Malvaceae
Gene: CDPK6
Product: calcium-dependent protein kinase 6
Biological process (GO): protein phosphorylation
Molecular function (GO): calcium ion binding; protein kinase activity; ATP binding
Source: RefSeq, a predicted model, not a curated record
CCCCCCGUCUGAUCCCAUUUUCGUCAUUUCCAUGAAACCUCAAACUUUCUUCCCCCUUGCUUUUAGAUUCGGACAAACAAACCACCUUCCUUCUAACGCUCCUCUUUCACUCUGUUAACUCCCUUGACUCGCUUUUGACCUUAAUAAGGUAACUGGGCUCUUUAUUUUUCAUUUUUCUUAAAUAAUGGGUAACUGCAACGGCCAUCCGUUAGCCGAUAACCAGUUCAGACCGGACUCCGACUCCGGCGGUGGUCCCCACAAUGGCAUCAACAUCAAAGCUGGCCCAUCACCACCAAGGCCUCAACAACAUUCAACCACCCACCACUCUUCCUCCGCCGCGUCCAACCACCGCCUCGCUACCCCUACCACUCCACCGAUCGGUCGUGUUCUCGGCCGUCCCAUGGAGGACGUUCGGUCUAAUUACGUCUUCGGCCGCGAGCUCGGCCGUGGACAGUUCGGUAUUACCUACUUGGUGACCCACAAAGAAACCAAGCAGCAGUUCGCUUGCAAAUCUAUUGCCACUCGGAAGCUUAUCAACCGUGACGAUAUCGAAGACGUCCGCCGUGAAGUCCAGAUCAUGCACCACCUCACCGGCCACAGGAAUAUUGUGGAGCUGAAGGGGGCUUACGAGGAUCGGCACUCUGUGAAUCUGAUUAUGGAGCUAUGUGCUGGGGGGGAGUUGUUUGAUCGGAUUCUAGCGAAAGGUCAUUAUUCAGAGAGGGAGGCGGCUAACUUGUGUAGGCAGAUCGUGAUGGUGGUGCAUAAUUGUCAUUCCAUGGGGGUGAUGCACAGGGACUUGAAGCCUGAGAACUUCUUGUUCUUGAGUAAGGACGAGGAUUCUCCAUUGAAGGCUACAGAUUUCGGGCUCUCUGUAUUUUUUAAGCGAGGGGAUGUUUUUAAGGACCUUGUUGGAAGUGCUUACUAUGUAGCGCCGGAAGUAUUGCGCCGACGUUAUGGACCUGAAGCUGAUAUUUGGAGUGCUGGGGUGAUUCUUUACAUUCUCCUAAGUGGGGUCCCACCAUUCUAUGGAGAAACUGAACAGAGUAUCUUUGAUUCUAUUCUUCGGGGAAAUAUUGAUUUCUCAUCAGAUCCAUGGCCCUCUGUUUCCAGCAGUGCCAAAGAUCUUGUGAGGAAGAUGCUACGAGAUGAUCCUAAAGAACGGCUUUCAGCAUCUGAAGUCUUAAAUCAUCCAUGGAUGCGUGAAGAUGGUGAUGCAUCUGAUAAGCCUCUUGAUAUUGCUGUUUUAACUAGAAUGAAACAAUUCAGGGCAAUGAACAAACUCAAAAAAGUUGCUCUAAAGGUAAUUGCAGAAAAUCUAUCUGAAGAAGAAAUAAUAGGUUUGAAGGAAAUGUUCAAAUCUAUGGACACUGAUAACAGUGGAACGAUCACCUAUGAGGAGUUAAAAGCUGGCCUUCCUAAACUUGGUACCAAGCUUUCUGAGUCUGAAGUGAGGCAGUUAAUGGAAGCGGCUGACGUUGAUGGAAAUGGAACAAUUGAUUACAUUGAGUUUAUAACAGCUACUAUGCACAUGAAUAGAAUGGAAAGAGAAGAACAUUUAUACACUGCCUUCCAAUACUUUGACAAGGACAAUAGCGGGUACAUUACAAUGGAAGAGCUAGAACAGGCCCUUAGGAAGUAUAAUAUGGGUGAUGAGAAAACAAUAAAAGAGAUCAUUGCAGAAGUUGACACGGACAGGGAUGGAAGAAUCAACUAUGAUGAGUUUGUUGCCAUGAUGAGAAAAGGCAACCCAGACUUGGUCGGUAAUCGACGACGCAAGUAAGCUGAAUGCAGCUCGCAUGUCUACUGGCUCAAUUUCAUGUUUUGACUGGUUUGUUAAUUCAUAUGGUUUUGUUAAGACCACAAUGACGUGCUGAUCUCAGUUUCACCACCUGGGAUCGCGAGAUAGUCCUUGCUUUCUGAAAUCAUUAGUGGCUUGUCUACGCCUGCCCUUUGCAACAGAAAUGAACUAGAUUGCCAUCACACCGCGGGAGAGUGUAAUUAUGUUGAGUUUUGGAAGAUUUCUUUGGUUGAAUACUGGAGUGCAAAAUUAAUAUUAACCUAAACCUUCCUCAGACGAGUUGCAGAUUACAAGAGGGAGGAGUAUGAUUUUUACUUUUUACUUUGCUUGUACAUUGUGCUAUUGCUUGAAGGUGGCAGAUGCAUCGUGUAAAUGAGCACGGUCCGUUGAUCAUUUAGCCGGUAGAUACUGACACUUUUGGUAAAUGGCGCAAAUCCUCUGCUUGUGGGGGUGCUGCAGCUUGUAACUGAAUGAACUCUAGCAGCUGCUAAGGUUCAAGCAGUUGAUUUAAUAUGUUGCUUCAGAAUCUGACAUUCUAAUGUUAGUGAGUUUUUAUACAAACGUGGCUUUUUCAUUUGGGAUUUGA